AUGUCAAAUAUUUUCAGUAGUGUUAUCUCUACUGAUCCACCUCUUUCAAUGUUUAUCCAAAGACCAGGAGAAACUGCAGUUCCUGCAAAUGUUAGCAAUGCUUCCCCAGUGGAAACGAAUACUUUUUAUUGCAACAUGUUAAUUGCUACUCAAGAUUGUUCUGUUUACACCCACCCUUAUAGUGUUACUUAUGCUCAUGCUGAUAAUAAUUAUGGUUUAACUAUUUAUCACGCUCAAGAAUCUGAUAGAGUAUUUGGUCCUGGUAGUCCAGCUUCUUAUUUUUAUUCACCAACAGGUAUUCAAGAGUUGGUUUUUACCGCUGCUGAUUUUGACGCCAACUUUGAAUUUGGUUUAAUUAAUAUGUCAAAAUUUGCUGUUACUACAAGAUUUACAGCAACUGAUAAUGGAUACAUGGACUGUCCAAUUGUACAAGGUAUGGGUUUUGUUACUGCAAUUUAUAAUAAUUUAAUUCCUCAAAUUAAUUCAAGUGUUGGUUUUCAAUCAGUUCAAGGUACCACAUCUCCUAAAAGUGGAAUUUUAAAAUUUAUUAUAACUUUAUUGAAUGGUACAACAUGGUCUUUAUAUGUUACAAUGCCUUCUGGCCAAUCUUUAAGUUUCAAAUUACAAGAUUCAAAUUCUAUUAUUACUUCUAAUUCUGUUGAUGGUGCUGUAUUCCAACUUUGUUUUGGUGAAGAUUCAAAUUUUGAUAGUGCAGCAGGUUGUUAUCCAACUGAUGCGACUUUAACAGCUACCGUGAAUGGUUCUAGUUGUACUUAUGGUUUUGAUUAUUCAGUUUCAGGUUCUUCAAAUAGUGGAACUACAUUAAUGUUUGCCGCUCCACAUCAAGUUGCCACUUUUACUAGUCAAACUACAGGAACUCAAACUUCUUUAACAUGUCUUUCUACAACUUUAGGUACUAUGAUUGGUUGUUUAACAAAUUCUUUUCAAAUGGAAGAACAAAUUCCAACUUCGAUGGAAUGGGAUCCAUAUACAACCAUACCUGGAAAUUCCUCUAAUUAUACCGCCAAUACUAUAGCUGCUAUUACUGCAGCUGCAACUAAUGAAGUCAAUGAUGAUGUUGUUACGAUGGCCAAUGUUAAUUCAAUGUAUACUAGUGGUAAGAUUUUAUUGAAGUAUGCUUUAGUUGUAUACACUACUCAUUUCAUCAUUCAGAAUUCUGAUUUAACAAAUAUUUUAUUACCUAAGAUUAAGAGUGCUAUUGAAAUAUUUACCAAUAAUACUCAAAUUUAUCCAUUAUUUUAUGAUACUAAUUUUAAAGGAAUUGUGUCUUCUGCAACAGGAAGUGCUGAUUACGGAAACGGUCAUUAUAAUGAUCAUCAUUUCCAUUGGGGAUAUCAUAUCCAUGCUUGUGCUGUGGUUGCUAAAGUUGAUGCUGAUUUAGGAGGUACUUGGUUAAGUUCAAUUGAAGAUUGGGUUAGUACAUUAGCUAGAGAUGUUGCUAAUCCAACAUUAACUGAUCCAUACUUCCCAAUGUCUAGAUCAUUUGAUUACUUUGUGGGUCAUAGUUGGGCAAAAGGAUUAUAUUUAUCAGCAGAUGGUAAGGAUGAAGAAUCAUCUUCUGAAGAUGUCAAUCAUGCAUAUGCAAUUAAAGUUUGGGGUAAUGUUAUUGGUGAUUCUAAUAUGGAAAAUAGAGGUAAUUUAAUGUUAGCAAUUUUAAGAAGUAGUUUAAAUCUGUAUUUCCUUUAUGAAGAUAAUAAUAUUAUUGAACCAUCGAAUUAUAUUGGCAAUAAAGUUUCUGGUAUUUUAUUUGAAAAUAAAAUUGAUUAUACCACUUAUUUUGGUACAUUAGUUCAAUAUAUCCAUGGUAUUCAUAUGUUACCAAUUAUGACUGCUUCAUCUUUUAUAAGAGGUCCAACAUAUGUUCAACAAGAAUGGGAUGAAAUUUUAUCAUCAAUCAUUAAUGAUGUUCCUGAUGGUUGGAGAGGUAUUUUAAUGUUAAAUGUUGCUCUUUAUGAUCCUACUACUGCUUAUCAAUUCUUUAGUAGUUCAUCAUUUACAGAUGCAUACUUGGAUAACGGUCAAUCAUUGACUUGGUCAUUAGCUUAUUGUGCUGGUGUUGGUGCAACUAGUUAG
This is a messenger RNA of Scheffersomyces coipomensis, 2094 nucleotides long. RefSeq names its product Acf2p (gene ACF2). The record is from RefSeq and is a predicted model, not a curated record. Bases 1 to 2094 code for a protein of 697 amino acids. The transcript has a single exon. NCBI's taxonomy places the organism in Eukaryota, Fungi, Ascomycota, Pichiomycetes, Serinales, Debaryomycetaceae. Gene Ontology annotation, molecular function: glucan endo-1,3-beta-D-glucosidase activity; endo-1,3(4)-beta-glucanase activity. Gene Ontology annotation, cellular component: cell surface.